Molecule: messenger RNA, 930 nt
Organism: Drosophila ananassae
Lineage: Eukaryota; Metazoa; Arthropoda; Insecta; Diptera; Drosophilidae
Exons: 2
Coding region: 1-930 (309 amino acids)
Molecular function (GO): nucleic acid binding
Source: RefSeq, a predicted model, not a curated record
AUGCACGGAUCCUGUACCGGCGCCAUGCCCAAGACGAAUUCCAAGCUGACUAUAAGCGACUCCUCAACCACUAACUCAGAACUGCCAGCGGAUGUGCAGCAUCCAAUAAUUCUGCCCAAAUCUCAUCGCAUAACGAAGCUCAUUCUGGAACUUGAGCACCGGAUUCACUUACAUCCUGGUGUAUCAGCGUUAUUCGUGAGCGAACGCUACUGGGUAUUUGGCGCACGCAACCUCAUUCGAAAGAUCACGCAUGACUGUCUUAAAUGCUUUAGACAACGUCAACACACAUCUCACCAAGUCAUGUCAGAUCUGCCGUCUGUCCGUGUUCGGCAGGCAUUUCCGUUUGCAAACACUGGCUGCGACUACGCCGGGCCAAUCACCCUCAAGGUCCACAAGGGACGAAAUCCACGCAAGGAAAAGGGUUACAUCUGUCUAUUCGUAUGCCUAGCCACUUCUGCCUUGCGUUUGGAAUUGGCUACAGAUCUUACAACCGACACAUUCUUGGCGGCACUCAGACGAUUCAUCUCUCGCCGCGGAAAAUGCUCGCAAAUGUAUAGCGACAACGGGCGAAACUUCGUCGGGGCAAAAAGGGCAUUAAACAAAAUGCAAACUCUUCUGAAGUCAGACGAACACAACAACACUGUACUGAAGGCCCUGGCAGACAAAUUGCAUCUUCAUAGAGUCAUUGGCAAGAAUGACCUCACCUUUGAGAAAAUGCACACUCUUCUCGCCCAAAUAGAAGCUGUGGUCAACUCACGCCCACUAUUCUCAACUUCGGACACUAAGGUCAACUAUCUGUCACCAGCACACUUCCUCAUUGGUCGUCCAUACACGACAGUACCACGACAGGCAACAGACUCAAGCUAUGCUGCAAGGAUUCUGGAAACAUGGAAUAUCUUACAUCACUUCAGCAUCGGACAAAGUGGAUGA